AAAAACAUAUAAGCAAAUACAUCUAGAAUAUAUUUGUGCUAAAGGCAGAAGUCCAUACAUACAUUUCAGCGAAUUUAUUUGACGAUUUUCUAGAUAGUGUUGGUAAACGCCUAAAGCUAUUAGGCUGGCGUUGUGCAUGUUUGGCAUGACCGCAAAAAAAGAAUAAUGCUGCCUUUUCCAUUGUUUGGUAGCAAAUAAAGUGCUUUAAACGGAUUUAUUUAAACAAGUAUAAUGUGCAUAUAGACCAAUGAAUGAGUUAAAGUGUGCCACUGCUAAACAGCAAAAUGAAAUCAUUCGUCAUGCAGUCGUAACGUUGCUAGUGCGCCUAUAAUAACGCUGAGACAAAAGCAAAAGAUUUCGCGCCGAAAAGGAGGACGGCAAAAAACACGCAUUGCUCGGCGAAACCCUAACAAAAACCGAUUCUAAAUGGACUCUGAUCCGAGAAAAAUGUGUGCCAAUUAAAAGCGAUUGCGUGCGGUUGUAAUUGUGAUCUGUGGAAAGCGUACCGCCUUCAGUACCGCCCUCGCCCUUCACCCCCGCCCCCUCUCCUUUGCCAACAACACAAACACAAUGGCCCCAGCGAAAAAACGCGAGAAAGACAAUAAUCCGGAUAGUUCUGCCGCAAAUGGCAUAAAUGGCCUCACCCAUGGAGCACCGGACGCGGGUAAUGCUGGCUCUACUGUACCGCCGACGACCGAGGGCCAGGUCAAACUCAAUGGCCACCAGCAGGAGCAGGAACUCUUUUUGCAGGCCUUUGAGAGUGAGUAGAACCAGAACCUUGGAUUAUUGUAUCUUCGGGCCAUCGAAUUAUCCACCGAAUAAUUACAUUGCAGAGCCCACCCAGAUCUAUCGCUACCUGCGCAAUCGACACGAGACAAACCCCAUCUUCCUCAACCGCACGCUAAGCUACAUGAAGGAACGGAUGUCGCGGAACAACAAGAAUCGGGUCAGCUUCCAGGUAAACUCGAUGCUGGAGAGCAUAACACAGAAAUCGGAGGCAGUGAGCCAAAACUACCUGCACGUCAUCUACGAUUCGCUGCACGAAAAAUUGCCGGCGAGGAUGGACAGCGACGGUGGCGAGGAUUUGCUGCAGGAACAGCUGCUCUGCGAAGCGGGCGAAUCUGUGAGUGUGGAGACAACGCUGUACAAGAUCACACGUAGCAAGCGAAAGGACAGCACUCUGGACUUUCAGGAGCUGCUCAGCAAGUGCUCGCAGAUCGUGUACAACCCAAAGGAUCGUGUGGGAGAACAUGCCACCAUUAGCAUUCCCCUCCAGACAAUGCGGCCAAUGGGAGAGCAGCACACACUGUACAAGCUGCUCUUUCGCAUCAAGGUGCUGGCGCCGAGUAAGUGCAACGACGAGAAUGCUGAAACUCCCCCGAACAAGCGGUCGCGUCGAAAUGAGAAAAUGUUCGGGUCGGAGCUUAUAUUGUACGAGAAGUCCAGCGGAUUUAUAACCGAAGGCGAGUACGAGGCCAUGCUGCAGCCUCUCAAUUCCACUAGCAUCAAGUCCUUCUCACCAAAGAAAUGCACCUGGGAAACGAUGCCCGAUAGCUACAUUCCACUCUCGCUGACCUACGAUGUCUACCAGCAGAGUCCCAUGCUCAAGUUCCAUCUGACGCUAUCCAAUGAGCAGCUUCCCGAGAUGAUUUCGGCUCCGGAGCUGCAGCGGUAUGUUCAGCAUCUGGAUGCGGUGGCCGAGAUGAACUACAACAACAACAACUACAAUAACAACAAUAACUGCAGUGGAUUGAAGAAUGGUGGAGGAGGCAGCUCGUUGUGCAAGACCACACCAGAGCACACUCAGAUCGUGUACAACUUCAUGUACAGCAAUAAUACCCGCCAGCAGACGGAGUACACUCAGGAGCUGAACUGCCCGUGGUGUGGUUUGGACUGCCUGCGUCUGUAUGCCCUGCUGAAGCAUCUAAAGCUUUGCCACGCCCGCUUCAACUUCACAUACCAGCCUGCUGGAAGUGGAGCUCGCAUAGAUGUUACCAUCAAUGAUGCCUACGAUGGCUCGUACGCUGGAUCGCCCUAUGACUUGGCCGGACCAUCUGGCUCCUCGUUUGCUCGCACCUGCGGCCCCGUGCGACGAACUUCGGUGACCAGUCUGAUGGUGUGCCGGCCCAGACGGCAGAAGACUUGUCUGGACGAGUUCCUAGAGCUGGACGAGGACGAGAUAAGCAACCAGCGAUCGUACAUUACUGGUCACAACAGACUCUACCACCAUACGGAGACCUGUCUUCCUGUGCAUCCCAAAGAGCUGGACAUCGACUCCGAGGGCGAGAGCGAUCCGCUGUGGCUUCGCCAAAAGACCAUCCAGAUGAUCGACGAGUUUUCCGACGUAAACGAGGGUGAAAAGGAGUUGAUGAAGCUGUGGAACCUGCACGUGAUGCGUCACGGAUUUGUGGGUGACUGCCAGCUGCCGAUCGCCUGCGAGAUGUUCCUCGACGCCAAAGGCACUGAGAUUGUGCGCAAGAAUCUCUACCGCAACUUCAUCCUGCAUAUGUGUUCGCUCUUUGACUACGGACUGAUUGCGGCCGAGACGGUCUACAAGACGGUACAGAAGCUUCAGGGCCUACUCAGCAAGUACGCCGCCGGCCAAGAGCUGAUGCAGCGACAGCGCGAGGAGCAACUGAAGUACUGGUUGGACGUGGGCAUGCAUAAGAAGCAGGAAGAUCCCAAGACACUCAAGUCACCCCAAAAACCAGCACCGCCCGCAGACCAAGCAUCUACCUCCUCCGCAUCCACCUCUGGAAGUGGUGCGGUGUCCAGCUCAAUGCAGCCACCCAAGCGAAUGCCGGCUCAUCUUAAACGAGGCAGUGCAGCCGUCGCCCCGGGAGUCCAGGGUAAAUCCACUGAAAAUGGCACCAACGGCAGCAGCAACAACAGCAAGAACGUGGCCAAGAAGAGCGCCGACCAGCCACUGAGCACCCUGGCCAACACUAGGGAGCGACGUUCCGAGCAUGGCCAGAAACGCAAUGUCACAGGAACGCGACUGGCGGCCACACCCGUAUUGAAGCGCAAGCUGAGCUCCAAAGAUAAUACAGUGCUAACCAAGCGGCACCGCUACAGCGAUGGAAACGCCGGGAUCGGAAAUGGACACGGAGGCGGAGGUGGAAGUGGAGCCAACCGCAACAAAAGCAAUAACCAUUCACUGCCAGCAACCAGCAACAACACCAGUAGCAGCAGCGGCAACAGCAACAAACGCCCAAUUUCCCGGCGUCGCUCCACAUCGGAGAGGACCAAGGCGAGCGGAUCGGCGGGAGGAGGAGCUGGUGGCGUCCGCACCAGGCUAUCGGUGCCGGCCAAGUACGAGAGGCGCUGACGCAGGCGCCCCCGCUGCUGCUGCUGCUGCUCCAACUCCUCCUCCUCCUCCUCAUCCUCCUCAAUCAUCGCCUGCCGUUGACCACAUGCAUCGGAGGGCUUAGUUUGUUUAAUUUGUAGAUGCAAUGCCAGGCCAGGCAAUCUUGCAAACCCUAACUUUACUGCUAUAUUCUAUUAUGUUGUGUUAUAUUUUAACCGAUUUAUCAUGUUGGACAUUUGUUAAGACUUGUGUCGAAUUUGAAAUUGACCUCAAAAUCGUUCAUUUGGUUCGUUUCUACCAGUUCUACACCAUAAUUGUAAUCUAAAAUCAAAUAUACAUUAAUUCAAAUUUGGCCGUUACUUAAACUUAACUUAACAAAUCUACAGGGCGAAUGGAAAACCAAAAUUCAAAACUGAUUUGAAUUAGCUUGCUUACACUUCACAUCUGGUUUGGAUUGUGUAAACUAACCUUUUGUGGCGAAACAAUGAGACAAUUUUAUCAUAUGUAAUUAGUGCAGAGUGUAUACAAAUAUAUAUUUACAGCAAUAAGUAAGUCUAUUUUUAAAGUAAAAUUCGUACAAGCAAAACAGCUCCAACAGCUCCAAAAUCCAGCAAGAACACUAUCACUAGAGCCUACGACUACAUUUAUAUAUACAUAUACGUGCAUAAAUAAAAAUCCACUUCGAGCACACGCAAAAGUAAUAUUGCUAAAAGCCACUGAAUAAAGUUUGCAUAUAUA
Molecule: messenger RNA, 4045 nt
Organism: Drosophila erecta
Lineage: Eukaryota; Metazoa; Arthropoda; Insecta; Diptera; Drosophilidae
Gene: Su(z)12
Product: polycomb protein Su(z)12
Exons: 5
Coding region: 635-3328 (897 amino acids)
Cellular component (GO): nucleus; ESC/E(Z) complex
Molecular function (GO): chromatin DNA binding
Source: RefSeq, a predicted model, not a curated record